This is a messenger RNA of Branchiostoma belcheri (Belcher's lancelet), 10640 nucleotides long. Its product is annotated as cubilin-like. The record is from RefSeq and is a predicted model, not a curated record. The transcript has 65 exons. The annotation marks the transcript as partial. Gene Ontology annotation, molecular function: calcium ion binding. Lineage: Eukaryota; Metazoa; Chordata; Leptocardii; Amphioxiformes; Branchiostomatidae.
GCAAAUACUCCGCCUACUUUUACCCCUCUUAGCGACCUAGCCUCGAGCCACGGAGGUAGCACUGUCUUCCACAUUCCCUAACAUACGUUACCUGCUCUGCACCGAACUCCAAGGGAUAGCGACGGAUUGUUGACGGGGAAGCAUGGCUCUCAAGGCCCGUAUACCCCCGCUGCUAGCCCUGCUGGUGUGUCUCGUGGCUUCUGCCGCAAGCCCACGAUCCAAGAGAGCAGUCACGUCCGAGCAGCCUAAGAUGGUGACCGAUCAAGGUCACUUGAUUUUCCAAACCGGAAACAACUACAACAUCACGUUCAAGUCCGGACCGGGGGCAUGGGUCAACUUCCAGGACCCUCAGGACCCCAAUAGUGUAGUGGACUCGUCCAGUCUCAUCAACAUGGUCAGACAACAUGAGCAAGAUAUAGGAACAGUUCCAGAUGAUAUUUCGAACCAGCUGUCCAAUCUUGACAAUAGUAUAACUACGUUGCGACGAGAUGUUACAAACUUGCAACAAAACCAGGGUUCCACAGAUGUACAACAGUUGCAGACACGAUUGACAACCUUGGAACAGACAGUACAACAGAUACAGACAUCUGUGAACACUCUGACAACAAAACUUACGGUGGACGAGUGUUUGAGUAACCCUUGUCGAAAUGGAGGCACCUGUAUGGACAUGUACAACGGCUUUCUCUGCUCAUGCCCAGAACAGUGGCAGGGUGCAACUUGUGAAACUGACUUCAAUGAAUGUCAGUACUGGCAGGGCACUUCUAAAGGCUGUCAGAAUGGCGCCACCUGUACCAACACUCCAGGAGGAUUCCAAUGUACCUGUACUGCAGAGUGGGGUGGUGCCCUGUGUAACGUCCGUGUUAAUGACUGUAGCAGUGGGUCUUCAACAGACAUCUGUGGGCAUGGCACAUGUGUGGAUAUGGACAGGACACAGCCUGGACAGCUUGCCUAUGACUGUAUCUGUGAUGACGGCUGGAAGAAGGGUGCAGACCCUAGCAGCCCUGCCUGUGUGAUUGACAUUGAUGAGUGCACAGAGAACAACAUCCCGCCCUGCUCCCAUGAUCCUCCUGUUCAGUGCAUCAACGUACCGGGGACAUACUACUGUGGACAGUGCCCUGCUGGGUACACUGGCAAUGGGUAUGCCUGUGCAGACUUAAACGAGUGCCUGACGAACAAUGGUGGCUGCUCGCAGGCACCUCUGGUGCAGUGCUUGAACACCCCAGGGUCCUUCUUCUGUGGCAACUGUCCUGCAGGGUACACAGGAGAUGGAAGAACCUGCACUAAUGUUGAUAUCUGCAGUGUUAACAAUGGUGGUUGUCACCCUCUGGCUACCUGCACAUCCAACCCAGCCAGCGCUGGCAAUGUCAUGCGGCAGUGCCAAUGUCCUACUGGGUUCAUCGGGAGUGGGGUUGGUCCUCAGGGGUGCCGAGCGCGCCCCAACCCCUGCAGACCCAACCCCUGUCAACAUGGGAGGUGUAGGGUCCGAUCCAACAGGAAUACCAACAACGGGUAUCGCUGUAAUUGCGAUCCUGGUUUUACGGGAACCAACUGUGACCAAGAUAUCAACGAAUGUGCGAGCAACCCAUGCCAAAAUGGCGCCACCUGCGUUGACGGCGUGAAUGGCUACAGUUGCACCUGCACCAGUGCCUUUACUGGGCCCAACUGUGAACAGGCCCAACAAACCUGUGGUGGGAGUUUGUCAGGAGAGUCUGGUUCCUUCACGUUCCCCCUCACACCAGGACAGAACUACCCACAUGGACUCAGCUGUGCAUGGGUCAUCACUACCACUCCUGGAAAGGUGCUGUACAUUACCUUCCCAGAGUUCCACCUUGAACAAGCGAGCAACUGCCAGUACGACUGGGUACAGAUCCACGACGGCGGGUCGGCGUCUGCGUACCAGAUAGGGAAGUACUGCGGCACGACGGCGCCCAACCCGAUAACCAGCACGCACAACCAGCUGUACUUCUGGUUCCGCUCGGACCAGUCAGUGUCGGGAGAUGGUUUCACGGUGGUUUGGCAGUCCCAGGACCCUGCUUGUGGAGGGGACCUCACCGGUGCUGAUCAUGGGUCCAUCUCGUCUCCUGGUUACCCCGGCACCUACCCCAUCAACAGAGACUGUGUGUGGCGGAUUCAGGUGUCGCUUGGAAACCAGAUCACUUUUGCCUUCGCACACUUCGCACUGGAGCACCACGAUACAUGUGCCUAUGACUUUGUGGAGAUUCUGGAUGGUUAUACAGAGACUGACCCCUCCCUGGGGAAGUGGUGCAGCACGCCCGACACCCUCCCCACCCCCAUCACAACCAUGGGGCCGUUCGCUUACGUACGCUUCCACUCGGACCAGAGCCUCACCGACUCCGGUUUCCUCAUUACAUACACUGCUCAACAACUUGGUGGAGGCUGCGGUGGGCUGUUCACAGAAGAUGAAGGCAUCAUCAUUUCUCCCAACUAUCCCAACGCCUACCCGCACAACCAGGAGUGUAUCUGGGUCAUCCGUGUUCCCGACACAGAGGUCGUCACUCUGACCUUCACUAACAUGGACGUAGAGGCUCAUGGGAACUGUAUCUGGGACUAUGUGGAGGUGAGGGACGGUGGGGAUGACACGGCUCCGUUUGUCGGCCGAUACUGUAACCAAACCAUCCCAGCACCCUUCACUUCCACCACCAAUCAGCUGUUUGUCAAGUUCCGCUCAGACGCCUCACAGACCGGCUCUGGCUUCAGGGCUACCUGGGCAGUCACUUGUGGCGGAGUCUUCACAGACCCAACAGGCACCCUGCUGUCCCCAUACUUCCCUAACGCCUACCCACAUGAGAAGGACUGUUACUACACCAUCAUGCAGCCCAUUGGGAACACCAUCACUGUCACCUUUGUAACAUUCGAUGUGGAGGACCAGACCAACUGUCUCUAUGAUUACCUGGAUGUGAGGGACGGAGGUAGUGCUGACUCCCCCCGCCUGGCGCUGCUCUGUGGUACGGCCGUCCCCCCUCCUGUCGUGUCCACACAGAACGUCAUGUGGCUCCACUUCCACACCGAUGCCUCUGUCGCUAACAACGGAUUCAGAGCAACUUACGAUACUAACCAGGGUGGAUGUGGAGGCACACUGAAUGGUGACACAGGUUCAUUCACAUCCCCGGGCCAUCCGACUAACUACCCGCAUGGCGCUCGCUGUGUCUGGUUCAUCGAAGUUGACCCUGGCAAGGUCGUGCGUUUGACCUUCCACACCUUCACCCUGGAGAAUCAUGCCAACUGUAACUACGACUAUGUGGAAGUGUACGACAACUCAACUGCCACUGGAACUGGUGGGCUCAUUGGAAGGUAUUGUGGCACAGCCACGCCCCCCGUGGUCACCAGUGCUGAGAACGUGAUGACAGUCAUCUUCCAGUCUGAUGUUAGCAUCGCCAGGGAAGGAUUCACAGCAUCCUAUGUGGCCUUGGAUGCAUCUCUAUUGUGCGGCAAUGCCCUGACCAGUGCGACUGGUAUCAUCGAAAGUCCCAACUAUCCGGGCAACUAUCCCCACAACCGUGAGUGUGAGUGGACGAUCACCGUGCCAACUGGACAGCAGAUUCGACUCAACUUCACCACCUUCAGCAUCGAGAACCACGCUAACUGUAACUACGAUUACCUGGAAGUCAGAAAUGGCGGUUAUUCCACGUCUCCGCUGAUCGGCACGUACUGCGGUACGACCAUCGACAAUCCCAUCAUCUCCCAUAGCAACCGUCUGUACCUGAAGUUUGUCACGGAUUACUCGCUCUCUGGGCAAGGUUUUCAUGCAGAGUACGAUGGAACAUCUACAGGAUGUGGUGGCACCCUGACCACCCCUACUGGUACCUUCAUCUCUCCCAACUACCCCCUGCCGUACGACCACCAGGGAGAGUGUUACUGGCACAUUACUGUAGCUGAGGGGUCCGCCAUCUUGUUGACCUUCGUCGACUUUGACCUUGAGAGCCACAGCCGCUGUGCCUAUGACUAUGUCCGAGUGUAUGAUGGCCCUGAUGUGCUGGCCCCGCUCAUGAUCAGCCUGUGUGGUACAAACAUCCCCCAGCCUCUCACCAGCUCCACUCACCAACUCACCAUCAAGUUUAGGGCAGACUACUCUGUAGCAGGACGGGGCUUCCAGGCCGCCUACCACAGCUUAUGUGAUCGUACCAUCACUGGACAGACCAGCGGUGCUAUAGCCAGUCCCAACUACCCUGACCCGUACCCACACAACAGGGAGUGUACAUGGAUCAUCCAGACUACACUGGGAAAUGCUAUCAAUGUCUCCUUCACCAACUUUAACAUUGAAGACCACUCUUCAUGCAACUAUGACUACAUCCAGUUCCGUGAUGGCGGAGAUGCCAACUCCCCUCUGAUUGGCACGUACUGUGGCACGUCGACCCCUGCCGACCUUCGCUCUACCGACAACAACCUGUGGAUCAAGUUUAAGUCCGAUGCCUCCGUCGCUCGCAACGGUUUCAGGUUCGAGUGGGUUAUGGAUGGUUGUGGAGGCAACCUGAAUGGUCCUACUGGUGUCCUGAACAGUCCAAACUACCCCAACCCUUACGACCACCGUCGGGAGUGUCUGUGGUACAUAACCGUGGACCCGGGAAGCAGCAUACAGCUCACACUGCAUGACUUCGAUGUGGAGAAUCAUCCCAACUGUAACUAUGAUGUACUGGAGGUAUACGGUGGUCCUGACCUGGACUCUCCCCAGCUCACCAGAAUCUGUCAGAACAAUGAGUUUGCUCGGGAGAUGCAGCUGUCCAGUACUGGUAACGCCAUGGUGGUCAGGUUUGUGACUGACCAGUCUGUGAGCGGCCGUGGAUUCAACGCCUCUUACGCUGCCAUCCAAGGGGGUUGCGGUGGAAACUUCUCUACUCCAACUGGUAUGAUCCAGUCACCUAACUACCCCGAUGUGUACCCUCACAACGCUGACUGUACCUGGACCAUCACUGUGGAACAGGGGAAGAUCAUUGUCUUGACGUUCGACUCUUUCCUGAUUGAAUCACACUCCCAGUGCAGAUAUGACUUUGUGGCUUUGUACGAUGGCCCGGAUCCCAGUAGGAAUGGUUCGCUGAUCGCCAAAGUGUGUGGGAGUACCAUGCCAGAUCCCAACACCUUCCGCACCACGGGGAACCAGAUGUACAUCAGGUUCAGCUCCGAUUCCAGCGUCGCACGGCGAGGGUUCCACGCAACCUACAACACUGGCUGUGGAGGCCUUUUGAGUGCUGAUACUGAUGGACAGCUGACUUCUCCCAACUAUCCCAGCAACUAUGACAGGAAUACAAACUGCAGCUGGAUCAUUUAUGCCAGUGGAGCAACUGAACACGUGACCCUGACCUUCACACAUAUGGACACAGAGGACAACAACGGAGAUUGCGGUGACGACUAUGUCACAGUGUACGAUGGAAACACACCACAGUCUCCUUUGAUUGGUACCUACUGUGGCACACGUAUUCCCGCUCCUAUCACAUCAUUGGGCCAGUACUUGACUGUGCAAUUCACCUCAGAUAGCUCGAUCCAGAGGAGUGGUUUCAGCGCUCUCUACACCAAGUCUAUCUCAUCUUGUGGAGGAGACCUUAUUGCAGAGCAUGGAGCAUUUAACAGUCCAGGGUACCCACAGAACUAUCCCAUCAACACGGAGUGUGUGUGGACCAUCACUGCAUCACCUGGUAACAGGGUCCAGGUGUCUUUCAGCUUGUUUGACCUGGAGAACCACAACACCUGUACGUAUGACUACGUCGAGAUUCGCGAGGGAACCGACGACAGUGGCACGCUGCUGGGACGAUUCUGCGGACAGUCUGUGCCGGCAAACGUCACCACCGGUCACCAGCUGUGGAUCAAGUUCCGCUCAGACUAUUCUCUAACUGGCGCUGGCUUCAUGGCACAGUACAGCAUGUUGCAUGGUGGUGAUUUGACCGGUCAAGCUGGACAGCUGGCCUCUCCGCUCUACCCGCGCCAGUAUCCCAACAACGUGGACUACAUCUGGACAAUCUCUGUUGGUUCUGGAAUGCGAGUCCGUGUGGACUUUGUUCAGAUGAACAUGGAAGGUUUCCCUGGUCUGCCUGGAAUUCCAGUUUCUUGUGCCUUUGACUGGCUUGAGUUCCGAGAUGGUCCCAACCCGACCUCUCCAGUGAUUGGUGACAGACUGUGCAGUACUGUUCUUCCCUCGACUGUGUACAGCACCAGUAAUAUCAUCCGCGUGGCCUUCCACACUGACUACAGCGUCACAGGCACUGGUUUCCUCUUCACCUGGCUGGCUGAGCCUUAUGUGAGCCCAACUGGCCAACCUGCCACCAUUGCACCAGGGGUGUGUGGAGGUGAUGUCAUAGCCGGCAGCACCCCCCUGCCUCUGGUCUCCCCUGGUUGGCCCAAUGGUUACGACCAUAACCUGGACUGUAUCUGGACGAUACGCUCGCCUGCCGGGACUCAUGUCCGCCUCACGUUUACCGGCAUGAGUCUGGAGGCCCACGGAACCUGUAACUACGACGCUGUUACCGUUAUUGACGGUGAGACUAUCAAUGAUUCCCAACUUGGAAAGUUCUGCGGCCGCCCUAACCCCCUGCCAGGUCCUCUGGACUCCUCCCUCAAUGCCAUGGUCGUUCGCUUCACCACCGACUAUUCCGUCAACAGUACCGGAUUCUCUGCAACAUAUCAAGCUGCUUGUGGUGCCGCGAUCAAUGCAGACAGUGGUUCGGUCAUGAGCCCGAACUUCCCUAACAACUACCCUAGCAACGUGGACUGUGGCUGGCCAAUCACUGUGUCCAGUGGCAUGACAAUCGGCCUCACAUUCGACAACACAUUCAACAUCCAGGGGAACUCUGGAAACUGUGGAGGAGACUAUCUUAUGCUAUUAAAUGGAGACCAGGCUGACUCCCCUCCCCUCCUUCCACCUGGCAACAACGGUGACGGUAAAUACUGCGGCAGCUCUCCACCAACCAACCUGCCGCAGACAGGCAGCAACAAGCUGUACGCUCGCUUUGUGUCCGACGGAAGCGGAGCAGGCUCAGGUUUCAAGGUCAACUUCCAAGCUCAAGGACAGGCUUGUGGAGGCAGUUUGGCUCUCACCAACUCAGUCACAGAAGGGUUCAUCAUGUCACCUGGUUACCCCGGCAACUACCCUGUAAACAUCGACUGUUUCUGGACGAUCACCGCUCCCUCCGCCAUCCAGCUGGACUUUGUGGAGACGUUCUACAUCGAAUCUCAUCCAAAUUGCCAGUAUGACUUUGUCCAAGUGUUUGAGGGAGACUCCCAAAAUUCCCCGGUCCUGGGUACGUUCUGUGGACAGACACUUCCUCCAACCGUGCGGACUGUCGGAAACACCAUGAUGGUUCGCUUCCGCACGGACACCAGUGUGCAGCAUGCAGGGUUCAAGGCCAAGUACAGCAUCGCUUCUUGUGGCGGGCGUUUGGCCGGUGACUCUGGAACAGUGAUGAGCCCCGGCUUCCCUAAUAACUACGCCAACAACCUGGACUGUGAGUGGCUCCUGCAGGGUCCCACCGGUCACUACGUCACCUUCACCUUCGCUGACCAGUUCAACAUCCAGGGCAACUCGGGCAGCUGUGGCACCCAGGACUAUUUAGAGAUUAGGGAUGGCACCAAUUCAACUGCUCCCGUCCUUGGUCAGUACUGUGGCUCGAGCGCUCCGGCCAGCGUGGACACGUCCGACAGCUAUGCGUACAUCAAGUUCCACACAGACGGCAGCGGUCAGGCACCUGGCUUCAGUAUGACCUGGCAGGCCAGUGUGGAAUCUUGUGGCGGCCAGCUGACCACUCCUACUGGUACGUUUACGUCGCCGAACUUCCCCGGACAGUACCCGCACUCCCGGCGCUGCGUCUGGCAGAUCACGGUACCGCAGGGACGGCGCAUCACGCUCAGCUUCACAACCUUCAACAUCGAGAACCACAGCAGCUGCAGAUAUGACUACGUCGCUGUUUACAAUGGCAUCACUCCCAGCUCCCCCUUCAUGACCAGGCUGUGUGGAGACACCCCUCCCACCCCUGUAGAGUCCAGUGGUAACACCAUGACUGUGGUGUUCCAAACAGACGGCUCUGUCAGCAACGGAGGCUUCAGUGCCACUUACUCUUCCAACCAACUUGCAACCUGUGGUGGGGUCUUGAGUGGUCCUCCUGGAGGUGGCACCAUCACCUCUCCUAACUAUGGCAACGGUAACUAUAGCAACAGCCAGGAGUGUAUCUGGGUCGUCAACAACCCUAAUCCCAUCAACUCCUCCGUGGUGCUGCAGUUUACUGACUUCGAGCUGGAGACUCAUGGGAGAUGUUUGUACGACUUCCUGGAAAUCCGUGCAGGUGGGGACAUGAACAGUGUCUUGUUAACUCGGCUGUGUGGUGCAGACACCCCUCCCACCAUGGCCAUCCCUACAAACCAGGUCUGGAUACAGUUUGUGUCCGACUACUCUGUGGUCCACCCUGGCUUUAGCCUCACCUACAGUUUCUCUGCUUGUGGAGGUGUAUUGGAUGGAACCAAUGGCGUCAUAACCAGUCCCAACUUCCCCAACAACUACGACCACAACGACUUCUGUACAUGGCUCAUCAGGGCACCAGAGGGACAGACAAUUUCGAUCACGUUCACAGAUUUUGCCAUGGAGAAUCAUCCAAACUGUGACUUUGACUACUUGACAAUCUACAACGGUGCCAGCAUAAGUUCACCACAGAUCGGUAGAUACUGCGGAAACAACGGCCCUCGACCUUUCACCUCCGGCAGCAGGUAUCUGUUGCUGUACUUCCAGACAGACGUCAGUCAAUCGGCUAUGGGCUUCAGGGCUACCUACACCACGGAUGGCUUGGGAUGUGGAGGAAUUCUCCAUGGUAACUCUGGUACCCUCAUGAGUCCCAACUACCCCCAGAACUAUCCUCACAAUCUGGAGUGUGAGUGGACCAUCAAUGUGGACCCUGGCUACCAUGUGUCACUCAACUUUGACCCCAAUUUCUUCAUCGAAGCUCACAGCAACUGUAUCUACGACUAUGUUAUGAUUCGAGAUGGAGAUGACGAGAAUGAUCCAGUUCUUGGUGCCAGUAAUUCUUACUGUGCCAGCAACGUCCCAGAACCUGUACAGUCCACCAGUAACGUCAUGUUUGUCAAGUUCCGCUCAGACUACAGCAGCAGUGGCAUGGGAUUCUCUGCCAACUGGACAGUUGGUUGUGGAGCUACCUUGACGGGUGACUCAGGUUCUAUCAUGUCCCCUGGAUAUCCCAACCUGUAUGACAACAACCUGGACUGUAACUACACCAUUGCCCCUGCCGACUCACAACGCUUCAUUGUCCUGGAGUUUGACACCAACGUCUUCGAGAUUGAAGAUGGUACCAACUGCCGCUGGGACUAUGUGUCUGUCAACGAGGGCACAGCGGCCACCCCGGGUCAGCAGCUGGGUCGUUACUGUGGCGAUGACCCGCCCAGCCCGCACAGCACCCUGGGUACCAUGUGGGUCCGCUUCUUUACCGACCAGUCUGUGCUGCGUAGGGGCUUCAGGGCAACGUAUACAGUAUCAGAAUGUGGCGGUCGGUUCACAGACCCGUCUGGAGUGAUCGCCAGCCCCACCCACCCUGCAGAGUACCACAACAACCUGAACUGUACCUACAUCAUGACUGUGGCCACAGACAGGAUCGUGGAACUCAAGUUCUCCUUGUUUGACCUUGAGGCUCACUCCCAGUGUAACUACGACUACCUUGAGGUGCGUGACGGGCCCAGCUUUGAUUCCCCGCUGCUGGCCAAGCUCUGUGGUAGCGAGAUUCCAGACACGGUCAGGUCGACUGGGAACGCCAUGUAUGUGGCCUUCGUCACGGACUACUCCGUAACCGCUGCCGGUUUCAGGGCUGUGUAUCGUGAAACUUUCGGCCCUGCCCAAGGCUGCGGCGGAUCGUUGAUCGCUGACAGUGGGACGAUCCAGCCCGUGGACGUUGACAACAACGGUCAGUACGAGAACAACCAGGACUGCACCUGGACAGUCACGGCGGCCGACACAAAAGUCAUCAGUCUGAGCUUCGACUCUUUCGCUGUGGAGGCAGAGAGCCAGUGCAGAUACGACUACCUACAAAUAAGAGAUGGUCCGAGUGAGCAGGACCCUCUGAUCGGCACCUACUGUGGUAACACCAUCCCGCCUGCCUUCAACACGUCCACCAACUUCCUCUGGAUACGCUUCUACACCGACCAGAGCGUCACCAACACCGGCUUUGUGGCCAGAUGGCAGGCUGUGGACUCACAAUGCGGAGGGACAUUCAAUGCCACCAGUACCCCGCAAACUCUGACGUCGCCCAACUACCCCGGCAACUACCCUCACAACCUCAACUGUCGCUGGACCAUCCAGGCUCCGGAUCCCGCACAGAGGCUCCGGAUCAAGAUCACAGACAUGCAGAUCGAGGCUCAUCCCCAGUGUCAAUAUGAUUACCUCCAGCUGAGGGACUACCCUAUGGACGACACUGGUCGUACGUUGACGUACUGUGGUAGACAGCUGAUAGAGUUUGACUCUCGCAAGCCCACGCUGCAACUUAACUUCCGAACUGACGUGAACUCAGCUGGCCGAGGAUUUUAUCUGACUUAUGAGAUAGCAUGUAAGUUGUGGGAUCAUAUUGUCAUGCAGGAAAAAGAUCAGCAGCAAACAAAGCAAUUUAGACAAAACUAUCACCUUAUAUUAGCAAUUAAAGCUA